AUGUCAAAGCUGCAAGUGGUUCUGGUUAAUUUUAUAGUUAUGAGUGACGAAGAGGAGUUGUUAGAAGACUUUGUUGAAUUGGAGGAAGGCACGUUGAUAAGAGAUACGUGGGGAGUCGUACGCUCUCUCGGAAAAGGUGCUUAUGGUCACGUUUAUCACGUCAUCAAUAUCAAGAACGGAACCCAAGCCGCCUUGAAGGCAGAAAGUAAGGCACAAUCUGAGCGUGUAUUGAAAAUGGAGAAAAAUGUUCUUCAAGGUUUCAAAGGAAUCAAAGACACCAUUCAGUUGAUUUCGAUGGGUACUACUGACACUUACUCAUAUAUUGUAAUGACAAUGUGUGGAGCCGAUCUGACUCGAAUUUGCACAUUGGUUGGUACGCUGUCUGAUGGAACUCUUAUUCGAUUAGGGAUUCGUACCCUAUUAGCUUUGAAACAGCUUCAUGAGAUUGGUUUCAUCCAUCGUGACGUGAAACCGUGCAACUUUGCGGUGUCGACUUCCCAACCAAGAAUCAUUCAUGUCUUUGACUUUGGUAUGACAAGAAAGUAUGCCUAUAGAAAUGAAAAGAAUGAAUGGCUCAUAAAAAGGAGGAGGAACAGAGUGUCAUUUCGAGGCACGCUUCGGUAUUGCUCUCUUGCUGUGCAUAAACGUCUUGAGCAGGGCCGCGUAGAUGACUUGUGGUCUUGGUCCUACAUGAUAGUAGAGCUGCGAGAUCCUUUACCGUGGGCCCACCUGACGCAUCCAGAAACAGUUUUAGGUGUAAAGGAAGAAACAUCUAUUGAGAAAUUGUGCAAAACGGGAACUUCCCUCAUCUUUCUGCCAAUCAUGAAGCACUUUCAAACACUGAGCUACUUUGACAGGCCAGAUUACCAGAUGAUCUUCAAUCUACUUCUGAAUGAGCUCAAGAAGACAAACGUUAAUAUAACAGAUCCUUACGACUGGGAUGGUAAAAUCACAGAGCCAGGAGUUGAGGAAAAAAUUGCACAAGUUUGUGAUCGUCUUGGCGUCAAAUUCAAAAACUUUCCAAAAACCGAAAGUUUUGAGCGUUCUGAAAGCGACGAGCUGUUAUAUCUCCAACAACAAUUCGACCCCCAUCCAGAAGACGUUCCGGGAGGCGAAAAAUAUGAGGAAAAACGCAAGAAGGGACAGGGUAGCAGCCUCACGCCUCACAAUAAUGCCAGCCAAGCUCGAUCGUCAGCAUCUUUAAUAACAAGUAAAAGCGAUGCAGCAUUGAAAAGCAGUGAGCAAUCACAAGAUAAAUUGAACUCAUCUAAAAGAAGGGCAAAAAAAGGGAUGGCUAGCAAUACAAGCAAGGACAGAGAUAAGAAUGAAGAGAAGGACAAAGAAAGACCGAGGGAAAAACUAAAGGAGAGAAACAAGAGUGAAGAGAAAAAGGAAAAUCUUGGAGGGAUGGAGAAAACGUAGUGGUUGCUCUAGUUUCAGAUUACGACCGUGAUAUAUGC
Molecule: messenger RNA, 1460 nt
Organism: Cylicocyclus nassatus
Lineage: Eukaryota; Metazoa; Nematoda; Chromadorea; Rhabditida; Strongylidae
Source: the annotation of a GenBank genome assembly